AUGGAUGAAACUCAGAUUAAGUCAAUCAUUCGUUCGACAUAUGAAGAACGUCUUGACAAAGCCAUCGAUUACUACGCAUCGAAAAUGAUCUUCGUCCAAAUAAUCUUUGCAAGCGCUUUCUCGGCUUCUGAACUUUACUAUGGUGUUGAAUAUCAGGACCAGUGUCCAAUCGAACCUAUGAUGACCACAUUUCUUAUUCUUCAUGGCGCUACCAAAUUUGUUUGGGUGUUCCUUACUAUUCUCGCUAUCGUCGAUGCCCGAUUGAUCGCUCAAGUGAUGAACAAGAAGGUUCUGGCUCGUCGACUUAUGCUUAUAAAUCUCAUUCUUCAGUCUGUUUUUGCUGCAUGGUUUGCUAUUUGGUUCAUUGCUGGAAACUUUUGGGUAUUUCGUACCAAAGAUCAGUAUCAAUCAACCAAUACAACAGCUACCACUACAUAUUGUAAUGAAGAAGUGUAUCAGGCAGCAUUCUUACUGAUUAUUAUGACCUAUGUUAUCAGUGGUAUCACUACCAUAGGAACAAUCAAACGUCGUGUUAUUAGAUGCUGCCGAAGCACACAAUUUAAUUCUGACUUUCCUCCCGCGUUAGCUGGAAUUAUUCGCCCGAAUGAAUUCUUUCAAUCAAUCAACAAUAUCAACUACGCACGCAAACGAACUUUCAUCGAAAAGAUUAUCACGUUUCUGUUUAUAAUGGUCCACCGGCUUGGAGCUGCGCUAUUGAUUGCAGGUAUAAUAUUAACGUCAAAAGCGAUUCUGCCAGCGGGAAUUGCAUUACUUGCAAGCGGUGGUGCGAUUACUGUGGUUUUUCUGUGUAUUAGUUUGUGCGUAUUCAAAUGCAUGAGUAUGGCACGAAUACGCCGGGUGAAACGAGCUGUCGAUGCGGAAUCAGUGAAAUAUGUAUCAAGACAGCCUGUUCCUACUAAAUGGCAACUAGGUUCAUACAAUUAUGUAGAUAAUAGCGGAGACACUUCAUCAGUCUAUACGGUUUACUAUAUAGAGAUUCACAUUGGUGCACCAAUUCAACCCGUACAUCGAGGAGGCACAUUAAAAUCAAACUAG
Molecule: messenger RNA, 1056 nt
Organism: Adineta ricciae
Lineage: Eukaryota; Metazoa; Rotifera; Eurotatoria; Adinetida; Adinetidae
Source: the annotation of a GenBank genome assembly